AUGGAGGAUGAAGAGUUGGAUGUAAUGCUCCUUGUAGGGGAGGCUGUUCAGCGACACGAGCAGGAGCUGAAGGAGGCUCGUCGAGAGGUGUUCGCCAUGCUCAUAGAGGAUGCGUGGCGGACCGCUAUGCGUAUCCGUCACUACUUGACGAGCCAGUGCUUGGACACGCCCAGCGAGUCCGCGUGGAUGAUGCUGUUUGAGUAUGGCAGCGACCUGAACUUUCUUAAUGCCACCAGCCUUGCCAGGACUGCAUUUAGUCAGCUCCUACAUCGCUUUGCUGCAUUCUACACGAAACGAGACCCGAACUCUCGCGGUCGUCCGCCCAAGUUGCAGUACCUACACCAGGUCCUUGGGCUCGUGUUGGUGUUCUACACUGGGUCGAUGGAGCCGAGCACGCUGUCCAUGCUCUUUGGAGUUCCUCCAAGUACCUUGAGUCGGACGUUGCAAAGGGCUGAGAGGGCAUUAAACCAAGCUCUUAACAACUACAAGCCCUCGCGGAUUGCGUGGCCAUCCCCUGCGCACCAAGCAAAGCUGGCGAAGCUGGUAGAAGCUCGUGAGCCCAUGCUCAAGCACACAUUUGGCUUUAUCGACGGCAAGAACUUGAGGGUCCAGCAGCCAUCGAAUGCGGACAUGCAAAACACAACGCACAACUGCCCUGGGUCGUGGAGCGACUCGGCCACUUCGAUGGAGUUCCGCAGCAAGAUCCUAGAUCCGGUUAUGUGCCCUGACCCACGUGUGAACGUGGUUUCUGACCUAGCCUUUCCGUGUUCUACGACUAUGGCAGGGCGUAUUCGGACGCCUUUGAAAGAUGGAGAUCUGGAUCGAAUCGAACCAUCCCUUCGAAGCUCAGCCAGAACCCUCCAUAAUGCGAUCACGUCUGUACGUCAAGCUGCUGAGUAG
Messenger RNA from Phytophthora nicotianae INRA-310, 900 nucleotides. RefSeq lists its product as hypothetical. Bases 1 to 900 code for a protein of 299 amino acids. The record is from RefSeq and is a predicted model, not a curated record. NCBI's taxonomy places the organism in Eukaryota, Oomycota, Peronosporomycetes, Peronosporales, Peronosporaceae. The transcript is spliced from 4 exons.